Molecule: messenger RNA, 2159 nt
Organism: Leptopilina boulardi
Lineage: Eukaryota; Metazoa; Arthropoda; Insecta; Hymenoptera; Figitidae
Gene: Naam
Exons: 6
Molecular function (GO): calcium ion binding; RNA binding
Source: RefSeq, a predicted model, not a curated record
UUAGAUUAACUGUUUCGUUUAUUUUCAGUGCGGUUUUUUUUUUUUAAUGUAAGAAAAGGGAAGAUUUUAAUUGAAGAUUAGGGGGAAAAAAGUUUUUACAAUGACUGAAGAGAAUAUACCACCGAUAAUUGCUCGAUUGGCAGUUGAUCGUGUUGAUACGAAUUUUUUUCAACACCAAGAAGUUAAAAUGGGCUUUUAUACACCAGGUGAAGAGGUUUCUACCCAGGGGGAUUUUUUAAGAGGUCACGGCACUUAUGUGGACGAGCAUAAAACAUUACGUUCAUCGGUGGCUGGCGUUUUAGAAAAAGUGAAUAAAUUAAUUUCAAUAAAGCCCUUUAAGACACGUUAUCAAGGUGAAAUUGGCGAUGUUGUUGUUGGUCGAAUAACGGAAGUACAACAAAAACGAUGGAAAGUUGAUACAAAUGCAAAAUUAGAUUCCGCGCUACUUUUAUCGAGUGUUAAUUUACCUGGUGGUGAAUUGCGAAGAAGAUCAGUUGAAGAUGAACAAAUGAUGCGUCGUUAUUUACAAGAGGGUGAUUUAAUUUGUGCCGAAGUACAAAGUAUAUUUGUUGAUGGUUCACUAUCGUUACAUACACGUGUUCUUAAAUAUGGCAAAUUAUCGCAAGGUAUUAUGUUAAAAGUUGCACCUGGUUUGAUAAAACGACAAAAAACACAUUAUCAUAAUCUUGCGAAUGGAGCAAUUUUAAUUUUGGGUAAUAAUGGAUAUAUUUGGAUUGGUGCAAAUACAACGGAAACAGAUCGUUCAGAAGGUGGUUUCACACAAGAUUUAUCACGUAUCUCACAAGAAGAUAGAAAUGUUUGUUCACGUUUACGUAAUUGCAUUCUUAUAUUGUCGGAAUGUAAUUUAUUUUUAACUGAUACAUCCGUGACUUAUGCCUAUGAGGAAUCAAUGAAAUAUACGAUUACACAAACUUCUUGGAUACGGAAAAAGUAAUGCAGCAUCAUGGACGCGUGUUUUACUGCAUUCGAUAAAGAUGGUGAUGGUUUUCUUUCAUUAGCGGAAUUUGAGCUCAUUUGUCGUGCAUUGUUUCGUAAUGAUCGGGGUAAAGUUUAUGAACUUGAGGAACAACAAUUGAAGGAGAUUUUCGCUGUUUUUGAUAUCAAUGGUGAUUGUUUGCUUGAUAGGAUAGAAUUUGAGAUUUGUUGGAAUCGAUGGAUUAAAGUGUGUACAAGGCCAAAGAGCGCAUUUCUGAUUGUUGAUGUACAAAAUGAUUUUAUAAGCGGUUCUCUUAAUAUACAAAAAUGCGCUGCACAACACGAUGGCUCAGAAGUUAUUGAUCCGAUAAAUCGUCUAUUGGAAAAUGUGCCUUUUGAUGCUGUUUUCUAUUCUCUCGAUUGGCAUCCCGUUGAUCAUGUAUCAUUCAUCGAUAAUCUUCAUCUUAGGGACAUUGAUUUAUCGAGUGGAAUUUCAAAAGAAGAGAUUCGCGUCUAUGAUACAGUGACAUUUAUCGGUCCACCUGAAUUAAAACAAAGAUUAUGGCCACGUCAUUGCGUUCAAGAUUCAUGGGGUGCGGAAUUGCAUAAGGAUUUAAAAAUUGUUGAGAAAUCAAUUAAAAUUUAUAAAGGUACAAAUCCUGAUGUCGAUUCAUAUUCAGUGUUUUGGGAUAAUAAAAAAUUAACUGAAACAACAUUAUCGUCACAAUUACAAGCAAAAGGCGCUACUGAUAUUUAUAUUUGUGGAUUGGCCUAUGAUGUUUGUGUUGGAGCAACGGCCGUUGAUGCAUUAGCAAGUGGUUAUCGUACCAUUUUAAUUGAUGAUUGUAGUCGUGGCGUUGAUUUGGUGGACAUUGAAAAAACCAAAUCAACUGUGAUUGCAAAUAAUGGCGUUAUUGUUAAUUCAAGUCAAGUUCAAGCAAUGGUUAAUGGACGCGAUCGACGACCUGAGCUUGGUUAUAAACUCGCAAUGGAAAUAAAACAAACGCUAAAUAGUAAAAUAAAUAAAUAAUAGAAUAGAAAUUUCAGAGACUAUGAAGUAUACGAAUUUUUUUUUUUUUUUGUAAAAAAGAAAGCUAUUUAGAAAAUUGAAUAGUUGCGAUUAUUUUUUUUUCUGAAAAUAGAUAAGAAAUUAAUUAGACUUUAGAUGUAAAAUAAUUUUAUAGUAUUUUUUCAAAAUUUAGAAAUAAAAUUAAGAUAUAAUU